Molecule: messenger RNA, 1082 nt
Organism: Bombus impatiens (common eastern bumble bee)
Lineage: Eukaryota; Metazoa; Arthropoda; Insecta; Hymenoptera; Apidae
Product: activator of basal transcription 1
Exons: 3
Coding region: 136-795 (219 amino acids)
Biological process (GO): endonucleolytic cleavage in 5'-ETS of tricistronic rRNA transcript (SSU-rRNA, 5.8S rRNA, LSU-rRNA); endonucleolytic cleavage in ITS1 to separate SSU-rRNA from 5.8S rRNA and LSU-rRNA from tricistronic rRNA transcript (SSU-rRNA, 5.8S rRNA, LSU-rRNA); endonucleolytic cleavage to generate mature 5'-end of SSU-rRNA from (SSU-rRNA, 5.8S rRNA, LSU-rRNA)
Cellular component (GO): nucleolus
Molecular function (GO): RNA binding
Source: RefSeq, a predicted model, not a curated record
AGUAUAGCAAAGCAAGAAGCAGGGAGUACCGAAGAACCACGUUUGUGUGUUGCAGUGUCGCAUGUGUCAUCUAAAGUUUGUUACUCGCACAAGAUAGCAUUAGUUCUUACUCUUACUUACUCGUGCUUACAAAAUAUGGAUAUGGAAGUGGAAAACAUUGAAAAUAUAGAGGAUGUAAAACUCGAUAAUAUAUCGAAAGUGAAAAGAAAAAAACGUGGAAUUGUAUAUUUAUCUAAUAUACCUAAAUACAUGAAUAUCACGAAAAUUCGUGAAUUAUUUUCUAUAUACGGAAAAGUUGAAAGAAUCUAUUUACAGUUAGCAGAAAAUGAACUAGGACGGGAUGAUAAAACAAAGAAACGAAAGAAAGUUGGUACAAGGUUGUUUACAGAAGGUUGGGUUGAAUUUGAAAGUAAGACAGUAGCAAAAUAUGUUGCGACUAUAUUGAACAAUACACAGAUCUCAUCUAGAAAAAGAAGCAAAUUUUACGAUGCUAUUUGGAAUAUAAAAUAUCUACCAAGAUUCAAGUGGAUUCACUUAAGCGAACGUUUAGCUUAUGAACGAGCUGUACAUAAACAAAGAUUACGAACUGAAAUUGCACAGGCAAAACGAGAAGCAAACUUCUAUUCGCACAAUAUCGAUAGAAGUAGGAAGCUACGUCAAGUACAAAAAGAUGGACAUAGUAGUUUUAUACCGCCUGAGAUAAAACAGAGGGAUACCGAUGUUGAAAUUAGAAGCAAAAAGGAAAACGAACCUGUAACAGAUAGAACAGAUUUCUUAAAAUCCUUAUUCGGAUGAAAUUUUUUUAUCAGGAAAACAAGUACAGCAUUUACCAAUAGGCAUCCUUUAUCUAUAUUUAAAUAAUAAAUUCGUUGCAAUUAUCAUUUGAUCAAAGAACAAAUGCCUAAUUAUCUUGUAACGUGUUCUUUUAUUUUUCGUAUCUUCUGAUAUAAACAAAAUAAGGUACUACAAUUGUUCUACGUAAAUUAACGAAUGGAAUUUAUAGAAAUUAAAUGCUUAAUGUUCCAUUUGACAUUUAGCAUGAAAGUAUAUCACGAAAUUAUACAAAAUAAACAUUAAAUUUA